Molecule: messenger RNA, 5571 nt
Organism: Eupeodes corollae
Lineage: Eukaryota; Metazoa; Arthropoda; Insecta; Diptera; Syrphidae
Gene: me31B
Product: ATP-dependent RNA helicase me31b
Exons: 7
Coding region: 924-2303 (459 amino acids)
Biological process (GO): P-body assembly; cytoplasmic stress granule assembly
Cellular component (GO): cytoplasmic stress granule; P-body
Molecular function (GO): mRNA binding; RNA helicase activity; ATP binding
Source: RefSeq, a predicted model, not a curated record
ACUCCACUUCCAUCUCAUUUAGCUGUUGGCAUUCGAGAAAGAAAGAAAUAAGCGAAGUGUGAACGAAGGCAACAUAUUUAUUAAAAUAAAAUAAAAAGAAAAAGAAAAGAAGAAAACGCCAAGAAAAAAAGGAAAGUGCAUUUUCAAAGAGAUAAAAAGUUAAAAAUCAAAAAUCUAUUAUCGAAAAUAAUCCGAGAUCAAAACGUAUCUUUCCAUGGAUAUUUGAGGACAAAAACUAAUUCAUAUCCGCAAUUGCGUUAUUUCCAGAAAAAAAAUAAAAUAAAACAAAAACUUCUUGUGAUAUAAAAACAAUUGAAAGCAAAAUAAAAACUAUCGUGAAUGUGUUUAAAAAAAACUAAUACAUUUAAAACACAAAUUACAAAAACAAUUUUAAAACAAAACAACAACAAAAACUGUGAAAAAAUAAUAUAAUGACAAGUGCAUUAUAAAAAAUCUUCAAUUUAUCAUUUUUAUAUUAAAAACGGUGAAUUGUGAAAGUUGAUGAAAAAAUAAAAUUAAUUUAAAGAAAAGAAAAAACAAUAAUUAACAAAACAAAAAAGCAGCAUAAGCGAACGAUUUUAAUAUUUAUAUAAGUAUAUUUUGUAUAGAAAGUAACAACAAUAAAUAUAUAAAAAAAUAAAUAUUUUAUGUUCUUGAAUGUAACCAACUAAUUAAGAAUACAAAAAAUAAAGAAAACUCAAAGCAAAGCAAAAUAUCCGUCGGAAACCGAACUAAUUAAAAUAAAAUAAAAUAAAAUAAAAUAAAAUAAAAUAAAAUUAUAUACCAGCUCGGAUUUUUUCCGAUUCGAAGCGAAAACAAAUUAAAUUAAAAAAAAAAACAUACAAAAUUAAAAAUCUGAGGAUUAAGCGAAGGAGUUAAGUUUUUCAUUUUUGUGAAAACAUUAUAGCCAAUAAGUUUACAAGAUGAUGACAGAAAUAAACGCGGCCAAUCACCUGAAUAACAUUGGCACGCCGAAAAGCAUGGUCAACGAGAAGGCUCUUGUUGCGACAUCUCUCAGCGAUGACAUGGGCUGGAAAGCUAAACUAAAAAUCCCGCCAAAGGAUAAUAGGAUUAAGACUAGUGAUGUUACUGACACCCGUGGUAAUGAAUUUGAGGAAUUUUGUUUGAAACGUCAACUUCUGAUGGGAAUAUUUGAAAAGGGCUGGGAAAAACCAUCACCUAUUCAAGAAGCAGCAAUUCCCAUCGCUCUCAGUGGAAAGGAUGUAUUGGCCCGUGCCAAGAACGGUACUGGUAAAACAGGUGCGUACUGUAUUCCCGUGCUGGAACAAAUCGAUCCCUCCAAGGAUAUCAUUCAGGCCCUUGUAAUUGUGCCCACGAGAGAGCUGGCCCUGCAGACUUCACAAAUUUGCAUUGAAUUAGCAAAGCACUUAGAUAUUAGAGUUAUGGUGACAACUGGUGGUACCAAUCUAAAAGAUGAUAUUUUGAGAAUAUACCAAAAGGUACAACUAAUAAUUGCGACACCGGGUCGUAUUUUGGACUUAAUGGAUAAGAAAGUGGCCGAUAUGUCACACUGUAGGAUUCUUGUGCUGGACGAGGCAGAUAAACUUUUAUCACUAGAUUUUCAAGGCAUGCUGGACCAUGUUAUAAUGAAACUGCCGAAAGAUCCACAAAUUCUGCUAUUUUCGGCCACAUUCCCACUCAGUGUUAAGAACUUUAUGGAAAAACAUCUACGAGAACCCUAUGAAAUAAAUCUAAUGGAAGAACUAACACUUAAAGGUGUUACGCAAUAUUAUGCUUUUGUGCAAGAACGGCAAAAAGUCCACUGCUUGAAUACAUUAUUUUCGAAAUUACAAAUCAAUCAGUCGAUUAUAUUUUGCAACUCGACGCAGCGUGUCGAAUUACUUGCCAAAAAGAUCACCGAAUUGGGAUACUGUUGUUACUAUAUACACGCUAAGAUGGCGCAAGCGCACAGAAAUCGGGUUUUCCAUGAUUUCCGACAGGGGCUAUGCAGAAAUUUAGUUUGCUCUGAUUUGUUUACACGCGGUAUUGAUGUACAGGCUGUGAAUGUUGUUAUUAAUUUUGAUUUUCCACGAAUGGCUGAAACAUACUUGCAUCGUAUUGGUCGUUCCGGUCGUUUUGGACACUUGGGUAUUGCCAUCAAUCUAAUUACCUACGAGGAUCGUUUUGAUUUACAUCGUAUUGAAAAAGAGCUCGGAACUGAGAUUAAACCCAUUCCAAAGGUUAUUGACCCAGCUCUCUAUGUGGCUAACGCAUUAACUGCAGGAAAUGGCAGUACCGAUUUGAAUAACUCAACCAACGAAGAAGUCAAUGUGAGCAAGUGAAACGAAAUAAACACCGAUUUAUAACAACACAUGAAUCAAUAUUAUUAUCAUCAUAAUCAUUACUAUCAUCAUCAUCAACACAAGCAUUAUCACCAUCAAGUACCACAACAACAACAACAACAACAAAAAAACGAACAACAACAACAACACCAACAACGUUCUAAACUAAAUUUUUCAAAAUACUAAAAAUUAAAGAGAAAACAGGAAGAAGAGAACAAGUAGAAAAGAGAAGAAGAAUUAAUUUAAAAAAGAAAAUUUAAACAAAUGAACAGAUUUUUAAAAAAAAAAUUAAUAAUCGCUAAAUUAUAAAUAAAAAUGAAUAAAUAAACAAAUAAAAACAAUGAAGUGCAAGUUAUAGUGAUUUAUCUGUUUUCCCUUAAUAAAAAAAUAAAAUAAAUCUUUAAAAAAAAGAAACAAAAUAAACAAAAAUGUUUUUCUUGGAAAAAAUUAUGUGUAAACCAAAACAAAAACUGAAAAUACAAUCAAUUUGCUAAACAAAAAGAAAAAAUAUUAGCAAAUAGAGUAAAAAAAACUAAAAACAAAAAACUUAUUUGCGGCCAAUUUUUUAAAAAGUUAAAGCAGUGUGUUCAAAGAAAUUAAUUUAAAAAAAAAACAGUAUGGGUUGAUGAAUUGGAAAAAAGAACUAUUAUUUUCCUUUUUUCUAAUUUGUAUGAAUGUGUAAUAAAAAAAAAUAAGUAAUUAAAUCAAGAAUUAUAUAAAAAGAGCAGUUUAAAAGUAAAAACAAAAGACAUUAAAUUUAUAGCCGUUUUCUGUGUCCUUGCGCGGCAACAAAAAGUAAAGAAUUAUUACAAAAGAAUUAUGUUUGAGUUUGCGUGUGAUGAAAGAAUUUUUUAAAACUUAAUAAUAGAAAAAAGUCUUGUGAUCGGUAAGCUUCAAACAUGAAAAUAGAAACAAAACAAAAAAAUAGACAAACACUAAAUCAAAACUAUGGGAUGGUUAGAUUCCAAAUUAAAUUAGCUUUUUUCUUUAUACUUUUCCAAAAACACUAAACUAAAUAUCAUGAAAUCCGGGAGUUAAACAUAAUUUCAACGCACAAAAACUGCAUGUGAUGGUGGUACAAAAACAAACAAACAAAUAAAUCAGACAGUCCAACCAGAACCAGCCCAUCAAAGAACAAGGAUCUCAAAUAAGUCGAUAUCAUUAUUAUUAUUAAUUAAAAAUCAUUUAUUCACCCAAUAAACCAACAGCCAACGUUUGUUUUAGAAUAACUUACAUAUAUAACUACUUUUGCCGAAACCUGGUGUUAAGUUUUGUUGUUUACUUAAUUUCUUAAAUUGGUCAGCAAUGCAAUUAAAUAAUAAAAAUUUCCUUACAUUAAACUUUUCUUUUUAAUUUUUAGUAUAUUUUAGGUAAAUCAAAAUUGUUGAACAAUACAAAAACAAAAACAAAAAAUAAAACAAAUCAAGAAGAAUUUAAAUGAAAAAUAAAAAAUUUAAAAAUCAUGUGCAAUUUUUAUUAAAUUGAAAAGUAUUUUUAUAGUCUGCUUUUACUGGCAUGAAAAGAGAGAGAGACUACUUCAAAAUAGAAAAACAUUUUCAUUUAUAUACAUAAUAAUUUUAAUUAACAUAAAAAAUACUUUUCAAUUUAGUAAAGAUUAUUAAUAUAUAUUUUAAAAAACAAAAACAACAAGAACAAAUAAGAUAUUUUAAGCAGCAGGCCUCUGUAUCCAAGAAUUAAAUACAAAAAAAGAUCAGUAAGAAAUACACACAAUUAUAGUAUCAUUGCAGUUUUUAAAUUUGAAUGUAUUUCGAUUAUUGUAGUUUAUUUUUUUUUUUAAUUGUACAAUUGUUGAAACCAAAAAUAACAUUAUUUCUCACAAAAUCCAUAGUCCUUAAAUUAACAAAAAAAUAAAAAUGAAAGAAUCAAUAAAAACAAACAACAGAAAAGAGAACAAAGAAUCAUAUCAGUUUUAUUUUGAAAUUACAAAUAUUUGCCUGUGUUUUCUAAACCCAUAGCGACCAAAAAAAGCUGUGGAGAGUAAACUGCUCUAGUUUUUGGAACAAGCAAAACAAACAUACAAAUCAAAACACCAAAUUUCUGAACUACUGGACAAAAAAGUGGAGACUUAAAUGUCUGUAUCUUUCUCAUACAAGAACAAAAAAGAAAAUUCAACAUACAUCUUUAUAUGGGCGCUACAGCGCUAAGCUUCUUACUUAACGUUAAUUCUUCAUUUCAUCUUCUUAAAAGCUUUGAAGCCCAAAAACUUUUUAUGGAAAUAAUAUUCUAUCGAAUGUAUUUUUAUAAUCCAUCAAAAAAGGUCUUGUUUCUUUUUUCAAGUCGAAGUAUGCUAUUAAAGUCUACAAAGUAGUCCAUUUCGCCUGCAGAAGUAGGUCUAACUGGUUAAAGAUUAACCUAAUUCAAAAUGCGUACAACAUUUGUGUUAAUAUCUGUUUGGGGAUCCAGCUUUGUCUCCAUUUGGUGGGGUUCUUACACUAUCUUUAUUAUGUGGCAAUUUGUAUGCUGUUUUUGUGGAGCUUGCUUAGCUUAAAUACAAAAACCAUAAUAAAACAUCCAAAUCUGAAGGAAAGAAAAACAAAGGAGUAAAUGAAAGUUAAAGAUAAAUAAAACAUUAUUCUGAAAAACGUUACAGCAACCUUAAUUGCUAUAAAGUGGUUCAAUUCGAAUUUCGAUAUGGAUUGUAUUUUAAAAGUCGAAUUUGGUUUUCAAAUUGAGUUCUCCUUUAUCCUAGAAAUUUACUCCAUUUACUUUUUCACUUAAUUUCAACUAUCAAGUCGUGAAAUUGUUGGAACUGGUUUCUAAAAUCCAAAAGUAGUUCUCUUUUCAUUUUCCCACAACAACCCAAUGAAAACAACUUCAAUGACUAUAAAAUAAAUACAAAAUUAAAACAUUUUUAUAAAAACAAAACACAUGACACCAAUUAAAGUGCAUUCGAGUGACAAGAUUGUAAAAAAAGAAAAUGUAUCUAAAUGAAUAAAAUUAUAAUAGCAUAAAAUAAAGAAAAAAAGAAAAGAAAAAUUGUUUGUAAAUAUGUAACUUAAAUUAGAAUAAUUUUGUCCGUCUCCGUUUUGGCGAGACUCUAAACAAAAAGACACUUAAACAACUUUGAAUAAAUAAUAAUUUACAAAAUAAAAAACAAAAACAAAACACUCAGUUGUAAAUCCCUUGAAUAAAUAAAAAUUGUAAUUUUAAAAAAUCCAAUCAUCCAAGAGGCACUCAAAACAAUUUGGUUUAAACAUUCAUAACUGAAAAAAAUUAAAAACUUAAGAUUACAUUAACAAAAAAAAAA